AUGCUGGCCAGGAAGGGCCUGAUCCCGGAGGACUACGUGCUGACCACCCGCCUAGCCGAGGACAUCAAUGAGCCCAAGUACCGGGCGCAGGAGCGGAGGGCGAGGUUCGUGGCCAAGAACGGGAGGUGCAAUGUGGCCCACAAGAACAUCCGGGAGCAGGGCCGCUUCCUGCUGGACGUCUUCACCACCGUGGUGGACCUCAAGUGGCAUCACACCCUCCUCAUCUUCACCAUGUCCUUCCUCUGCACCUGGCUGCUCUUUGGGAUGAUCUGGUGGCUCAUCGCCUUCGCCCAUGGCGACCUGGACUACACCGAGGAAGGCUUUGUGCCCUGUGUGACCAGCGUCCAGUCCUUCACCGCUGCCUUCCUCUUCUCCAUUGAGGUACAGGUGACCAUCGGCUUUGGGGGGCGAAUGAUCACAGAGGAGUGCCCCUUGGCCAUCCUAGUCCUCAUCGUUCAGAACAUUGUAGGUCUGGUCAUCAAUGCUAUCAUGUUGGGCUGUAUCUUCAUGAAGACGGCGCAGGCCCACCGUAGAGCGGAGACCCUCAUCUUCAGCAAGCACGCCGUCAUUGCCCUACGAAACAGCAAACUCUGCUUCAUGUUUAGGGUUGGAGACCUGCGGAAGAGCAUGAUCAUCAGCGCCACCAUCCGCAUGCAGGUGGUCAAGAAGUCCAGCAGCCUGGAGGGAGAGGUCCUGCCCCUCAACCAGAUAGAUAUCCAAAUGGAGAACCCCAUCAGUACCAAUGGCAUCUUUCUGGUGUCACCACUCAUCAUCUGCCACACCAUCACCAAGGACAGUCCGCUGUAUGACAUCUCCGCCACUGACCUCACUCACCAGCAAGACCUGGAGAUCAUUGUCAUCCUGGAGGGGGUGGUGGAGACCACUGGAAUCACCACCCAGGCCAGGACAUCAUACUUGGCUGAUGAGAUUCUGUGGGGUCAACGCUUUGUGCCCAUCAUAGCAGAAGAAGACGGCAGGUACUCGGUGGACUACUCAAAAUUUGGCAAUACGAUCAAGGUGCCCACCCCGACAUGCACAGCAAGGCAGCUGGAGGAAGACCAAGGUAACCUGGACCUUCGCUCCUUCUCCCCUAAGAGCACCAUCCGCAGAAGAAACAUCUCCAUCAAGGUAAAGCCAAAGUUCACACUGUUUGAUGAGGACCAAACGUGACCCUGGACCCAUGACCUCUCCAGAUCUGGUGUCUUCUAUGCAGCAAAUAUCCCUUCUCCAGA
Messenger RNA from Bufo bufo (common toad), 1232 nucleotides. It is a transcript of the gene KCNJ11, whose product is annotated as potassium inwardly rectifying channel subfamily J member 11. Gene Ontology annotation, cellular component: plasma membrane. The coding region runs from base 1 to 1170 and encodes 389 amino acids. Lineage: Eukaryota; Metazoa; Chordata; Amphibia; Anura; Bufonidae. Gene Ontology annotation, biological process: potassium ion import across plasma membrane; regulation of monoatomic ion transmembrane transport. The transcript has a single exon. Gene Ontology annotation, molecular function: ATP-activated inward rectifier potassium channel activity. The record is from RefSeq and is a predicted model, not a curated record.